Eucalyptus grandis is the source of this 801-nucleotide messenger RNA. RefSeq lists its product as uncharacterized. Lineage: Eukaryota; Viridiplantae; Streptophyta; Magnoliopsida; Myrtales; Myrtaceae. The record is from RefSeq and is a predicted model, not a curated record. The transcript has a single exon. The coding region runs from base 116 to 646 and encodes 176 amino acids.
CGGUCGAGAGAGCGCGAGCGAGCUUAUCCAUUCGUGCAUUAUAAAAGGGCAACGCAAGCACGCCGAGCAGCGCACAAUAUCAUAGGAGGAAGGUGAAAGCAACUGGUCACCAACGAUGGCUGCCUCCAGAAGGACUUCUCGCUCAAGACCCACUUACAUCUGCCCGCCCUCCGAUCGCACCGCUGCCUACUCAAGCGCUUGUGACGACGACGAUACGCAAUUCGAGUUCGAGGAGGCCGAUGUCUGGAGCGAUGUCGUCGUCUCUCGAGUCCCCUCGUCUGAAACGAGCCACGACAGCAGAGCGACCAUGCCCGGUUCCCGCGCAUCGAGAAGACCACCCAGAAGGACCGACAUUCCGUCCGACCUGAAGCCCCCUCUGGUAGUGGCAUCAUCAUUACCUGUCAACAUACCGGAUUGGUCGAAGAUUAACAUGAUACGGGACCGCGGCAACGGUGGAGGGAGAGUUGAGAGCGACGACGAAGAGGGCGAGGACGACCGAGACAGUAGGGUUCCGCCUCACGAGUACCUGGCGAGGAGGAGAGGGGCGUCGCUGUCGGUGCAUGAAGGGAUUGGGAGGACGCUGAAAGGCAGGGAUCUGAGCAGGGUGAGAGAUGCCAUUUGGAAGACCGUAGGGCUUGCAGACUAAGCUCAUUAAUCGACUUCGUCUUUUACAUCCACCCACAGUAUUUUUGUAUGGCAAUAUGAGUCGCUCUUUUGGUGCUGUGCUGUCAGCCAGAGGCGAACUCUUUCAGAUGUAAUACUGAAGUUAUGACCACUCAUAUCUUUUUCCAUGCCCCUUGU